AUGGAGGCGCCCAGUCACACCACCUGCUUGGUGACCGACUACCUGUCACCACCGUCCGCCACUAGUGCAGACGCGACAUUUCAACAGUAUGUGGAGCUAAUGUUUCAAUUCGAUGCAGUUUUCGAAACACUGUGCCUAGCGCAAACAAACGAUUCCGUCGAAGCUGGCCGGAUGGUAGAGGCCAACCAAGCCCUGCAGAACUGUGUCAACCUGCAUCACGAUCCGCAAAAUUUCACCAACGCGUUAGAUUUGUUGACCGUGGAAAAUCGGAAAGAUUUCAUCAGUUACAACUGUGACCAAUUUGAGGAGAUAAAAAAGUGCUAUCAUCCCUUCACGCGUCAGCUGGAAAUAUGUUUUACCGAGCGUGAUGUUUCCAUGAUUAAAACGCUAAUCAUGCUAGAGGAAGAGUUUGCGUAUAUAUGUGAACGGGAUGGAGCCAAUGUCGUUAGCGUGCAACGAUCGAAUUAUUCAUACUGCGCCGGAAAUUUGCAAGAGCUUCUGCAGAAUUGUUCCAUGCCGGAUUGGGCUGAGCUGCGUAGUAAAACCAUCGACACUAUGACGGAAAGACACUGCAGCAUUUUUGAAACGCUAGCGACAUGCUUCCAGACCAAUAUUACGAAAUGUGGCGCACCUUUAUUUGCACAACUGUUCAACAUACGAUACCAAGCUAUUGCAAAGAAGAUGUCUUGUAACAAAAACUUGUCUAACUAA
Messenger RNA from Anopheles marshallii, 711 nucleotides. RefSeq lists its product as uncharacterized. The transcript has 4 exons. Lineage: Eukaryota; Metazoa; Arthropoda; Insecta; Diptera; Culicidae. The record is from RefSeq and is a predicted model, not a curated record. Bases 1 to 711 code for a protein of 236 amino acids.